Messenger RNA from Ichthyophthirius multifiliis, 1197 nucleotides. Its product is annotated as protein kinase domain protein. Gene Ontology annotation, biological process: protein phosphorylation; intracellular signal transduction. The record is from RefSeq and is a predicted model, not a curated record. Gene Ontology annotation, molecular function: ATP binding; protein serine/threonine kinase activity. Gene Ontology annotation, cellular component: cytoplasm; nucleus. The transcript is spliced from 3 exons. Lineage: Eukaryota; Ciliophora; Oligohymenophorea; Hymenostomatida.
AUGGAUAAAUAUAAAACAAUUGAAAUAAUUGGAAGAGGUUCUUUUGGUGAAGUAACAAAAGCAUAAAACAUUGAAACAGGCGAAAUAGUAGCCAUAAAAACAAUGAAGUAAUAAUUUAGUACAUGGGAAGAAUGUAUAAACUUGCGAGAAUUAAAAUCUUUGAGGAAAUUAGUUAAUAAUAAAAACAUAAUAAAAUUAAAGGAAGUUAUACGAAUAAAUAAUUAACUUUCUUUAGUUUUUGAACAUAUAGAUUUAGAUAUAUUUAAAUUAUAUGAAGAUUAAAAAAAAUAAGGAAAAAGACUUUCCGAAAAUUAAAUAAAAUCUAUUUUUUAUUAAAUCGCUAAUUCUUUAUAAUAUAUGCAUAAACAUGGGUUUUUUCAUAGAGAUUUAAAACCCGAAAAUAUACUCUAUAGUAAAAAAGAUGGGUUUAUUAAACUUAUUGAUUUCGGACUUGCAAGAGAAAUACGGUCUAGACCUCCUUAUACUGAUUAUGUGUCAACCAGAUGGUAUAGAGCACCUGAAUUGCUUUUACAUUCAACUAAUUAUAAUUCUCCAGUUGAUAUUUUUGCAUUAGGAUGUAUUAUAUGUGAGUUAUUUAUGUUAAAACCACUUUUUAAUGGAGCUUCCGAAGUUGAUUAAAUUCAAAAAAUAUGUACUGUUUUAGGUACUCCUUCAAAAUUAGAUUGGACAGAAGGUUAUAAAUUAGCGUCAGUUAAAGGAAUAAAUUUUCCUUAGUAUUAGAGUAUUCCUUUAAGUAGUUUAGUAAAUUAUUGCUCUAGUGAAGGAUUGUAGUUGAUAAAUGAAUGUUUAAGAUGGGAUCCUUAAAAAAGACCUACUGCGGCUAAAAUAUUACAACACCCAUAUUUUAGGGAUAUAGAGAAAAUACUCCCGGAAGAUUAUUUUAAUGAAAAUGAUGAAAAUAAAAAUACUUAAAAUUAUAAUGUUUUAAGUUAGAAGAGAAUUUCGAAUUAUUAAUAUAGUAGUAGUUCGGAUGCUAAUAUAGGUUUAGGAAAUUAAAAUGUAUUAGAGAAUAAAUUGUAGUAAUAAGAAUUAAUUAAUAUUAAUGACAAUAUGUAAAAACCACCUUUAAAUCCAGGAAAGAUCGUAUAAAAAUAGAGCAAAUUCUUUAUAAUAAAGAAAUUAAGAGUCAAGUUAAUCAAAAAAAAGAAUGCUAAUAAAUAUGUAAUAAGAAGAUGA